Molecule: messenger RNA, 5259 nt
Organism: Hippocampus zosterae (dwarf seahorse)
Lineage: Eukaryota; Metazoa; Chordata; Actinopteri; Syngnathiformes; Syngnathidae
Product: atrial natriuretic peptide receptor 2-like
Exons: 23
Coding region: 1882-4398 (838 amino acids)
Biological process (GO): intracellular signal transduction; cGMP biosynthetic process; protein phosphorylation
Molecular function (GO): protein kinase activity; guanylate cyclase activity; ATP binding
Source: RefSeq, a predicted model, not a curated record
AGGACGGUAGAAAGGUUUAACCUUGAGCACGCCAAAACGCGAUCGCCGUCACUCCUUUCCCAAAACCCAUGUUGUGCUCAAACAUCCAAACAACUCGAAGAGAAAAAUCUGAGUUACUUAACAAAAAUGCAUUGAGAUUUCGAACAAUCCAUUGCCCGCCACUAUCUCCUUUUUUCAAUAAAUCUCCACUCCUUGAGACAUCCUACACUCACUUGCCGCCACUUGAAGAUCUAUUGGAGUGCUCAGUCAAUUUUGUGUGACCUUUUGCUUCCACUCUGUUGGUCCACAAGCUCCUGAGAGGGAGCAACACUAACUGAACUGCCUCCAAAUUGAAUGUCAGUUUAAACAAAGUGCCCCAAAUCUGUAAACGUAUUCUCUGAACUUUUUGUUUUUCCUUGCAAAGUGCUUGUAAGAGAUAACUGGCCAUAAAAUAAUAUAAACCGCUUUUGUUUUCAACCUCUAAACUAAACAUGUAUCCUUGGGGACCAGCUGGAAAGGGCGAUUGCAUGGUUGACUAGUUAAAAAGUCAGCUUUCAAGUCAGACCUCAUGAAAGUGAAGUGGUUUCUAUUCACGAGACGCUUGUUGAAAAGAGUGAGGAUUGUUCAUCCUCAGCUUCCAGCAUCGUUGUUAGCUGCCACUCGCAUUUUUGCCAAGCCAGAGGCAUCUACACUUCAAAGUGUGUGAUGGCAGGCCUUUAUAUUACCACUGUCCUGUAAUCAUGCAUUCUCUGAAUGGGGGGAAUUGAUUUUUGCCUAUUUUCUGGGACACUGUGUUUCCGUUUGCUUUUAAUCUCAAACUAAAUGAAGAAAUUGGUCAAAAAUGGGGGAAAAAGGCAGAUAACUAAAUCUCAAAUGAAGGAUCUUCAUGUUGAUAUUCGACCUCUACUGUUAGGCAGACAUGUCAACCACUAGAGCACUGCUCAGCCGAAAAACGCAACCUACAAUAACCAUAAUUUCUGAUGAUGAACAAUUAGUAGUAGCAUAAUUUUUUUAAUUGUUAUGGUGCUCCGAUGAAUUUAUACAAAUGGUCCCUGUAGGAAAAAAGGCACCACCUCUCACGUUGUAUAAACUGUUGUGCUACCUUAAUUUGCUAUUCAUUAGAACUGAAUGAAAUAAACGUCCUUCUGCAGUGUUUAAAAAAAAGAGCCCAAAUUAAAAAUGGACUUAUAAUCAUGUUUACCAGAGAUAAAUAUGAUGUUAGUUCUGAUUAAAGCUGAUUAAUAUUGACAAAUCAAUUGAAGUCACUUACACACACACUUCAAAACUCACGUUGCUGACCGAAUACUGAUUGGGGAGCCACUUGGUCUGAUUGGAUAAUUGAGGACGUGAUCGGAGUGGUUGCUGGUGGAGAAGGUCAUGCCCUUCCGGCCCGCUAGUGACGUGUGGGGAGUUUAAUGACCGAUGAGACACUUGAAUAUAAAAUAAAUCAUCCAAAAUAUUUUAGCCCAUACUUUUUCAGUUUAGCAUAGAACGCCAUAAUGUUUUUUUGUUUUGUUUUUUGUAGUUGAUGGGCUGUUGCAUAUAUCUCCCAAUUUUUGUAGAAAUAGGUGAACCCUACGCCUGAGAAAGCUUAAUAAAAAAAUAAUUUUAAAAAGCUCAAUUUGAUGCUGUCUUUGGGAGAGCCCCGGGUGCUCUGUGGACCUCAAAAAGGAGUGUGAGUUGACCAUUAUCUUAGGCACAUCUUGCGGCUGGACCAGUUCCUGAUGGUCACUGCGCACCACUUCUAUCUUGGAAAAGAUGGUGCCCCCCCCCCCCCCCGCCAGGUGGGUGGAGAUGUCAGUGACAGGAGCCUCCCCUGCUUGCCCCGACCACAUGCCCCUGACGCAUGUGAGGUUCAUGUGAGGUGCCCUUCAGUCAGCUCUAAAAAUUGCAGACUUGGUCAUGGCUCUGUGGACAGCAGCAUCCUUCUUCCUGACUUUCUCUUUGGGUGUUCAUUGCUGGCAUGAUCUGGACAACACGGAGUAUGACUGCUGGCCCAGCAACAAUCCAAAUGAUUACAACAUGAUAAGCUGUGGUGGUCUGGAGAUGGCUUGGGUGCAGCGCCCCCCGGAGAAAGUCGCCGACGGGGAGGAAUUCAAUGUUUCAUACACCGUCACGGCCUCAGAUUCCUUCUACGACUACGCUGUCCGUAACAAGAUUUUCCAGUUCAGAGACGCUGCAGAGGCGAAGCGAUUCUGUCAUGAUCACGAGUGCCCAUCCAACUGGAACAACGCCAAUGAACUCAACUGUUGCGUGUAUCACGCCAACAUCCACUCGUGUCCUCUGGGCCUCAUGAAACAAGGCGGUAUCUGCGGCCCGUGGAUUCCCGAUGAUGGCAAAAUAGUCACUCAUACAGUGUCCAAAGCAGGCAAGAUGAGCCAGAAAUACUGGACCUCAAAGGUGGUGUUGAUCCAUGUCGGUGUCACUUCAGUUAUUGCCCAUAUCAAAAUCGGACAAAUGCAUGCGGCACUGGAAUCCAAAGUGCUUGUUGUCAGUGCUCAAGUGUGUGGGGACGAUCUCUGUGAGGGGGAGGAGAACUGUCUCAACUGUCCUGCUGACUGCGGCAUCUGCCCCAUGUCCAUGGCCAUCAAGGUGUCCAUCGGCCUCCCCGUCGCACUUUUUAGCGCCGGAUUCAUCCUAACCAUGGUGUGGCUUCAGUACCAGAAACAGAAGAUGUUUUGGGAUGAAAGCUGGAUCAUUGACUAUAAGAGUAUCAUUUUUGGGAGAGAGUGUGGGACAGACUUUGGCAGCACAACGAGCGCCCGGCAUGUGAAGAGCACUUCCAAUGUCAGUCAGUUGACUGACAUAACCAUAUGCACGGGCUUCAACACCUUCUUCAAGCAGGGCUUCAUCCAGUCUGGCAUCUAUGACGGCAGAACGGUUGCAGUCAAACACAUCCAAAAGAAACACUUUGCUCUCUCUAAAACUAUCAGGAAGGAGGUGAAAGAGGUCAGACAACUGGACCAUCCAAAUCUUUGCAAGUUCAUCGGGGGCUCCAUCGAGGUUCCGUAUGUGGCCAUCAUCACUGAACACUGCCCCAAAGGAAGCCUGUCGGACGUCCUCCUCAAUGAUGAUAUCCCAAUCAACUGGGGCUUUAGAUUGUCCUUUGCUACCGACAUUGCCCGUGGAAUGUCCUACCUGCACCAACACAAGAUGUUUCACGGGAGACUACACUCCAGGAACUGUGUCAUUGACGAUCGCUGGGUUUGCAAGAUCGCUGAUUACGGUCUUACACGCUACAGAAAGGAGGACUUUGAUGUAGUGAGUAAUGGGUUCACUUGCGGCGAAGUCAAUCACGUCUACUGUGCUCCAGAGGUCCUCCUGGGAAGUAGCUCGACCAUGACGCCGGCAGCAGACGUCUACAGCUAUGCCAUGAUCCUGGUUGAGAUUGCCACUCGCUCUGACCUGAUUUCAGAUCAGGAGGAAGGAGUGAGGCUGGAUAUCAUAUGGCGCCCUCCUCUCCCCGAACUCAAAGCAGGAAAAACUGAUGUGGACUGCCCCAGUCAAGAGGACUACUCUGAGCUCAUCAAGAAGUGUUGGUCUCAAAACCUCACCACAAGGCCAACAUUUGAGCAGGUCAAGAAAAUGCUGGACAAGAUGAACCCAAACAAAGUCAGCCCCGUGGACAUGAUGAUGAACCUGAUGGAGAAGUACAGCAAACACCUGGAGGCCAUAGUUGCCGAGAGAACACAGGAUCUUCUUCAAGAGAAACAGAAGACUGAUCGCUUGUUAUACAGCAUGUUACCAAAGCCGGUUGCUGAUGACCUUCGCCAAGGUCGAACCACAGAGGCUCAGAGCUUCUCCAACGCUACUGUCUACUUCAGUGACAUUGUGGGCUUCACCCAGCUGUCGGGGGCCAGCACGCCCCAUCAGGUCGUGGACUUCCUCAACCAGCUCUACACUACCUUUGACGACAUCAUUGACAAUUACGACGUUUACAAAGUGGAGACCAUUGGCGACGCUUACAUGGUGGUCUCAGGGGUCCCCCAAGAAAAUGGCAUAAAUCACGCUGGGGAGAUCGCCAGCAUGGCCUUGGAUCUGGUCAGCGUUUGCCACACGUUCAAGAUCCCCCACAAGCCCAACACACAGCUGAAGAUACGUGCAGGCAUCCACUCAGGACCUGUUGUAGCUGGUGUGGUUGGAACCAAAAUGCCUCGUUACUGCCUCUUUGGAGACACUGUCAACACGGCAUCACGAAUGGAAUCAACAAGUGAAGCCUUGAAGAUCCAAGUGAGUGGGGCCACAGCUGACCUUCUUCACAUGUUGAGGGGAUACAUUCUCACCUGCAGAGGGACACUAAAUGUGAAGGGCAAAGGUGAGAUGAAAACAUGGUGGCUCGAGGCCAAGCGAAGCGAGUGCACGGAUCCGUUGCUCAACACGUCAGAGUUGAUAGGAGGACCCGCGCCAGUUAGUGACUGAUCCUGGCCAACAUAUCCAAGCGUUGAACAAGACGUAAACAUGUGCAGUGACCGAUUACGUGUUGUGUUGUGCAAUGAAUCUGUGUUGCAUGGAAGUCACCCGAGUUGUAAGGGUUGAGCUUUGUUGUCAGUGUAGUGACAACAUUGUAUAGUACUUCCACUGUAGCCGCAAUGUCAAGCGACAUCGUACUUAGACGGUUUAUUAAAUGUCCCCAUUGUUUGUCUGUGGUUUUCCUGUCAUGCAGCAACUGCCUCAAUAUUAGGUACGAAUUUAUAAUGCAAGAGCUGUCACAGAAAUGAUCCACGGACAAUAGCGCUCACACUGUCAGUGUUUGUGAUUUUACAUGUUCAUUCAAGUGGUUGUAAUUUUCUGCACUGCAUCAUACAUCAUUUAAUAAUGAGAGUAAAAGAUGAUGAUGAUGGUCAUUCAUCAUAUUGAGACUCUGCUUUGUUACUGUGCACGGGAACUUUAACGUUCGAAACAUAGCAGUUGUACACUACCAUCACGACCACAGUUGUAAACACGUUGUUAAUUUAAGAACUCACUAUCGCAGUCAUGCAGAAUAACUGGGAGUCGCGGCUUGGAGUUUGAAGCGGAUUACAGAAGUGCACUAAUCUCUUUUUGUCAAUGGACGCUAGAGCUUCGUAUUUGCUUUCAAAACUUAGCUUGUAGCAGACGUGUGCACAUUUUCAGCAUGACGUCUCUGACCCACUGGUGAAAGGACACUUUGAUUCUCUCCUCUUUCAUCUAUAACUGCUUCAGACAACAAACUAUGCAGAAAAGUGGUGAAGAUUGCACGACUGUCUGUGUCCUAUGUGUUGUGUUGUGUUAUUUUUGUUAUUUUGACUUCAAAAUGGCGCA